AUGGAACUCAGGUCCGCUCCUCGCCGCUCUUCAACCUUGUUGCUGUCUGCUUCUCAGGGCCUGGCCAAUAUCAGGGACGCCUGCACCAUCUGCGCCAUGGACGAACUCGGGUCACGGCUAUGCAACAGCUUCUCGCCGUCUGCAUGCAGCAUGUCCUCGCCAUCUGCGAGUGGAGCCUCUACCCCAAGCACGGUGUGUGUGGCCUACUGGCCUUCAAUGUCUGCAGAGUGCAGAUCAGUUUCCCUCGUCCUCGUCUGUGGUCUGCUUGUCAAGACGAAAGUAACUCCCGCUUUAGCGCCCGGCGGGCACGUGCUCCACACGAACCCGGCCAGCGGCUCGAACGUGGUGCACGCGCGGCCCUCCAGCGCCUCGGUCACGACGGUGGAGACUGCCGGCGGGGGUGGCUGGGUGCUCGCGCGCUCGCUUGGCUGCGGCGUCGUCGUCUUGAUGCGCUGCGGCUGGCCGUUGCGCCCGAGCCGGAGCGUCCCGGAGAAGUUGAGCGACUUGAAGCUGGGGAGGCAGUACGAGAAGGUGGCUGGUACAUGUCCCUGGUCUGCGACAGGAACGACAGCGGGCCACGCCCGAGCCCCAGCAGCCCCUGCGGCGUCGUUGCUGGUGUCGACGGCCAGGAGCAGCUGCGGCGGCGGCAUGCCGAGGCGGGUGCGCACCACGUACGUGGGCGUCUGCAGCAGCUGCCGCCCCGACGCGAUGGGCGCGUACGCACGGGCGCAGCCACGUGCCUCCAGCGAGUCUAGGUACAGCAGCCGCGACGCUCACGCGACGCCUGGUCUGCCAGAACCCCGCCCACGACGGCGCCGCCGUCCCGGGCCCAGCGGCGAGCAGGGACCGAACGCGUGCGACACCUGCAGCGUGUUCCCGGCGUCCGGCGGCGUCGCGGGGCACGACGAGCUCGAGCUCGAGCUUGGGUGCGACACGGCCGCCCCGCCCGCGACCACCAGCAGCAAAGGGAAGUAG
Molecule: messenger RNA, 975 nt
Organism: Miscanthus lutarioriparius
Lineage: Eukaryota; Viridiplantae; Streptophyta; Magnoliopsida; Poales; Poaceae
Source: the annotation of a GenBank genome assembly